AUGGCGGUGGUGGUGAGUCAGGAACCAGAAUUUCUUACCGCCUUCGCCGAGUGGUCUCUGAAGGGCAGGCUGCUGGUGUGGUCCACUAGGCUGGUGGUGGUGACCCGCUUGUUGCUUCCACAGCUCCAGGCCCUUCUGCCCACCUACUGGACUUUCUCCAUGAUGAACACAGUUUUUCUCAACGUUGAGAAGAAGUCUUCUAUCAUAACUUUCCACGGAGCAAUGGUGAACGUGACCCCCAUGCCGUUCAUGCCUCACUGGCGCACCGUGACUCCCGAGGGAUCGUCCAUCCCCAUACAUGAAGGAAGCGACUAUGAGCUACUAAUGGCUGUAGCUGCCACGCUCAACUUUUCCAUCAGAACCGUGCCUUGCAACUCCUGGGCUGAGGCAACAAGACUGGUCGAGGAACGCAUAUCGCUGAUGUGUCCCAUCUAUCAUAACAAGCUGACUGUGAGAGCGGAAAAGUAUGAUUUCUCCUUUACCUAUGAAUUCUCUUUUCUGUCCUUCGCGAUGGCAAAGCCCACACAGAGGCCUCGAUGGCAGAGUCUGUACUAUCCAUUAUCCCAUGAAGUGUGGCUCAUUGUGCUGGCCACUGUUUUCUUCGUUCCAGUAGUUUAUAUUUCGGUUAACUUUGUGCAACAAGCAAUCCAUGGAGAGAAACUCUGGAGUGCCGGAAGAGUGUUCCAAGACAUGGCUGGUUUAAUUUUGGGGCAAAGUCUUCCAUAUGAGGUGUCCUGGUUCACUUCCAACCGAAUCCUGCUGGCCGCUUGGUUAGUGUUCGUUAUCGUGUUCGGAUCGGUCUACAAAGGGAAUUUGACAGCACAUCUUACCUUGCCCAAGUACCCUUCUCGCCCAGAGACCCUGAAGGAACUCGUGGAGACUGUGGACAAGGUGACAAUGCCGGAUUAUGGAGAAUCGUUCCUCAAGUAUUUUAGAAGGUCAAACUCUCCUUUAUUCAUCGCUCUAGGAAAUCUGAUGGAGUUAGGCCCGAAUGCGGUGGAGGGCCUGCAGCGAGCACUGAGGGCCAAGGAAGCUCACGUGAGCGGCAGAAGAUACCUAAAGUACCAGGUAGCAGACAAGUUCGGGAACGAGGACGGGACUAACCGCCUGUAUGUGGGCCGCGAGACAGUUUUCCCUGGCCAUUCGGGCUGGCCCAUCCCCCAUGAUGCACCCUACUCAGAACAGCUUGAUAAUUCGAUUAUGGCUGUUCUGGAGGCGGGACUGUACGAAAAGUGGACGUCUGACAUACUGGCCAAGACCAUAAUGGAGCGCAAGCGGCGGCUGCGACAACCACAACAGGGAGACCAUCAGAAAGACUCGGCACCCAAGAAAUCCUCCCAGAGCCUCACCAUCACCCACACGCAGGGCGCCUUCAUCCUCCUCCUGCUGGGCUUAAUCCUCUCAACCAUCACCUUUGCCGCAGAGAUGAAGUUUCCUUAA
Molecule: messenger RNA, 1440 nt
Organism: Portunus trituberculatus (swimming crab)
Lineage: Eukaryota; Metazoa; Arthropoda; Malacostraca; Decapoda; Portunidae
Product: glutamate receptor 2-like
Exons: 7
Coding region: 1-1440 (479 amino acids)
Cellular component (GO): membrane
Molecular function (GO): ligand-gated monoatomic ion channel activity
Source: RefSeq, a predicted model, not a curated record